Messenger RNA from Eutrema salsugineum, 924 nucleotides. RefSeq lists its product as uncharacterized. The coding region runs from base 1 to 924 and encodes 307 amino acids. Lineage: Eukaryota; Viridiplantae; Streptophyta; Magnoliopsida; Brassicales; Brassicaceae. The record is from RefSeq and is a predicted model, not a curated record. The transcript has 2 exons.
AUGGAAAUAGGAGGAUCUUCACAACCAAAAAAAGCAAAAGGUGGAUAUUUUAUGUGGACAUCCCAAGAAAGUCAAUUGUUGAAACGUUUACUGGUUGAUGGUAUCAAACAGGGAUGGCGUGACUCAAAUGGUUCUAUAAGCAAAUCAACAAUUGAGACGAGGAUACUGCCAGUUUUAAAUCAAAAACUCGGGUGCUGUAAGACUUACAAAAAUUAUGUGAAUCGAAUGAAAUCUUUGAAAAAAGAAUACCAAAGCUAUGCAGAACUUCUCCGAUGUAGCUCUGGUUUUGGAUGGGAUCCUAUCACAAAACAAUUCACAGCUUCAGAUGAGGUGUGGGAAGAAUAUUUUAAGGGACAUCCAAACCAUGAAUAUAUGCGGAAUAACACUUUCGAAGACUAUGAGGAUUUACAAAUCAUUUUUGAAAAUGUUAUUGCAAGAGGAAGCACCGUGUUUGGACUAGGUGGUAAUACAAAUGCUGCAACUUUUGAAGUUGAAAAUGAUGUUCAAGAAAGAGAAGAUGUGGAUCAUAUGGAGAAUGUCUGCGAAGUUAACAUACCAGCAUAUGAAACUUCGAAAGAAAAGCUACAUUCUAGGAAGAGAGCUAAACCCUCUGGUAAUGGAGAUCCGUCAAAGUCGACUAAUCUUGGCGAUCACUCUGAACAAGUACUAACUGAAAUGAUUGGAGUUAGUACUAAUCUCAUAAAUCUUAUUCAACAAAAAGAAGAAAGGUAUCAAAGAGAAGUUGAGUUACGAGAAACUGAAAAAAAAAAGAAUAAUGUUUGGGAUGCUAUUAAAGAGAUUCCUGGUUUGGAAGAGCAUAUUCGUUAUGAUGCAGUAACCAAGAUUCACACAUUGAAGAUGAAAGACGUGUUUGUUAGCAUGUCUGUUGAAGAAUGCUUGGGUUGGAUUCUCCGUAACAUCUAA